Messenger RNA from Exophiala viscosa, 1982 nucleotides. Its product is annotated as cerevisin. The coding region runs from base 255 to 1742 and encodes 495 amino acids. Gene Ontology annotation, biological process: proteolysis. Lineage: Eukaryota; Fungi; Ascomycota; Eurotiomycetes; Chaetothyriales; Herpotrichiellaceae. Gene Ontology annotation, molecular function: serine-type endopeptidase activity. The record is from RefSeq and is a predicted model, not a curated record. The transcript is spliced from 2 exons.
AGUCCAUCAGCAGGCUGCCAUCUAACGUUUACGUCUCGGCGCCUUCGUCCGUAUCUAUCUCCAAGCGAUAACCCAUCUCCCUCUCUUCCAUUACUCUUUAUCACUCCGUCUCAUCCAUCCAUCCAUCUUGUUGUCCUUUCCUCCAUCGUAUCUCUUGUUCACGCUUUGCUUGUCAAGGCUGAUCAGAGCUUCCUUUCCUCCUCGACCGCCGUCUUCUCUCUGACCAUCGCAACCGUCUUAUACAGCUUAUCAGGAUGAAGUUCCUCGGUCUUGCUGUCCUCCCUCUCGUAGCGGCAGGUCCGCUCCUCAUCGACACCAUUCACAAGAAUGCAGCUCCUAUCAUCUCCUCCUCCAACGCAAAGGAGAUCCCCAACUCCUACAUGGUGGUCUUCAAGAAGCACCUCACCGAGCUAGAUGCUGCUGCUCACCACUCCUGGGUUCAGGAUGCCCAUUUGUCACAAGAGACACGCAAGCAAGAGCUACGGAAACGCAGCCAGACUGCUUUCUCUGAUGAUACUGUCUUCGAGGGCUUGAGACACGUCUACAAUAUCCCUGGCGGAUUCUUGGGAUACGCUGGUCACUUCGAUGAAGAUGUCAUCGAGCUUGUCCGCAGGCACCCAGAUGUCGAAUACAUCGAGCGUGACUCCGAGGUCCACACCCUUAAGGAGGUUCCCUCCCUCGAGAAGAACGCUCCUUGGGGUCUGGCCCGUAUCUCUCAUCGUGAUGCCUUGAGCUUCGGUAACUUCAACAAAUACCUCUACACUAACGAUGGUGGUGAGGGUGUUGACGCCUACGUCAUUGACACUGGCACCAACAUUGAACACGUUGACUUCGAAGGCCGUGCCAACUGGGGCAAGACCAUUCCUCAAGGUGAUGAAGAUGUCGAUGGUAAUGGCCAUGGCACUCAUUGCUCCGGCACAGUCGCUGGCAAGAAGUUUGGUGUCGCGAAGAAGGCCAACGUCUAUGCCGUUAAGGUCUUGAGGUCCAACGGCUCCGGCACUAUGAGUGACGUCGUCAAAGGUGUUGAGUGGGCUGCGACAGCACACAGCGAAUCAGUCAGUGCCGCAAAGAAGGGAAAGAAGAAGGGUUUCAAGGGCAGCGUUGCCAACAUGAGCUUGGGUGGUGGCAAGUCUAGAAUCCUGGACCUCGCCGUUAACGCUGCCGUUGAUGCUGGUCUCCACUUCGCUGUUGCUGCUGGCAAUGACAACGCCGACGCUUGCAACUACUCUCCCGCUGCCGCCGAGAAGGCUGUCACUGUUGGUGCCUCGACCUUGGCCGACGAACGUGCCUACUUCUCCAACUACGGCACCUGCACUGACAUCUUUGCUCCUGGCUACAAUGUGCUCUCUGCCUGGAUCGGAAGCAAGUAUGCUACUAACAGCAUUUCCGGUACCUCGAUGGCAUCGCCCCACAUCUGCGGUCUUCUUGCCUACUUCUUGUCUCUUCAACCCGCCAGCGACUCAGCUUACGCUGUGGCUGAGAUCACUCCCAAGCAAAUGAAGGCCAACAUGAUCUCCGUUGCUACCGAGGGUGCUCUGACUAGCAUUCCAGACGACACCGUCAACCUUCUUGCCUGGAACGGUGGUGGCAAGUCCAACUACUCUGAGAUCAUCAACGAUGGUGGCUAUACCCUCAACAAGGGUUUUUCGACUGAGGAGUACAUCCACGAGAAGGCGCACGAGCUCAAGGCUGAGCUCAAGCGUGUUGCCGCCGAGCUUGAAGCCCUCAUUGAGAAGGCUUAAGGGGUUCUCAUCUAGCGUGUCAACGAGCCACGCACAUUUGAUAUGGCUAUUUUCCAGCCAUAGGGGUUGGGUCGCAUUGUUUCAGGGGCAGAGGGAGUCAUCCUGUAUUGGUGUGGGCUGCAUGGCUUAGGACUUGACGGCUAUUGUUAUAGGCCGGCGUAGUGAUCUCAUAGUAUCCGACCUAGAAGGUCUUAUUACUCACAUACAACCGUCUCAAUGAACUCAUUAGAAAAACAAAAU